CCACAACAACAACAACACCAACAACUACAAAAACUGCUACCAGGAAUACACAAAAUUCGUUUUCUAGUAAUAAAAACUGAUGCAUAUUUCUGUGAGCUUGCGCCAACAAAUUGCGAAAAUGUGUUGCAAAUCUAACGCCAUGUGGAAAUGUUGUACGUCUUCAAUUGGCCAGCAACAACUGCAACAACAACAACAACCCAUGACGACAACAACACGCAACACAGAAUAUCACGGCCAAGCAAAAAGGCACAGAAUUAACAACAAGAGCCAAAAAGAUUUUCUAGGCAGAAUUCGUAUCCUCGUGUUUAUUGUUAUGUUAGUCCUGAUUCAAAUGCAAUCUGUGACAGCUGGACUUCGAGAAGGCCUUUCAGGUGAUAUGGAAUCCUGCGCCAAUGAAGGUGAAGAGGUGCAAAUCAAAGGCAUACAAAACUCCAAAUGCUUCAAGUGCACAUGCCAGAAUGGCUUUGUGAAAUGUGACAAGAGCUGCCCGUCAAUUGAUGAUUGCUUUCUGAUCGACUCCAAUUCGAAUGACACCUGCUGUCGCAAGUGCAAAGGCUGCAUGUAUCGCGGUGUGCCCUAUGCGAGCGGCGCUGAGUGGAGCGAUCCGGAUGAACCCUGCAAGACGUACAAGUGCAUCGCCAGUGUUGUCACCGAAACAACACAGAUUUGUUAUUCACAGUGCGACGAUAACCAGCUGACAGCGCCACGCCCCGGCGAAUGCUGUCCCACAUGUCAGGGUUGCAAGAUCAAUGGCCAGACCGUUGCCGAAGGCCAAGAGGUUGUCGCCUCGAUCGACGAUCGCUGCUUGGUCUGCCAAUGCAGCAGCGGCAACAAGCUGAGCUGCGCCAAGAAGACUUGCCCCACGCUGCAGUGCCCCAAAUCGAAGCAGAAGCAGCUGCCCAACGAAUGCUGCCCACGCUGCACGGUGCAGCGCGAGUUUCGCGCGGUCAAAGGCAAGUGCAUAUUCAACAACAAUCUGUACUAUGACAAGACACAAUUUACGCCGGAUCGCUGCACCAAUUGCACCUGCCUGAACGGCACCUCGAUUUGCCAGCGCGCCACUUGCCCCAUAUUGGAGUGUGCGCCCGAGUUUCAGGAGGACGAUGGCUGUUGUCCCCGCUGCAUUGUGGCCGAGGUGCGCAGCGAGUGCUCCCAUCAGGGUGUGACGUACAUGAACAACGAGACCUGGAAUAUGGAUCCCUGCCGCAGCUGUCGUUGCAUUGCCGGCAACAUACGCUGCUCCGAGAUGCGCUGCCAGCCGGUCAAGUGUCGACCCAACGAGGAGCUGAAGCGUCCACCCGGCGAAUGCUGUCCCAAGUGCCUGGAAACUGCCGGCACUUGCACAGUCUUCGGUGAUCCUCACUUCAAGACCUUCGAUGGUAAAUUCUUCAGCUUCCAAGGCAGUUGUAAGUAUUUGCUGGCUGCUGAUUGCUAUGGCCACAACUUCUCCAUACGCCUCACCAACGAUGGGCGUGGCACUCGGCACUCAUCCUGGCCAAAGACGGUCACACUUAAGCUGCGCGGACUGCGCAUCAAUCUCGGCCAGAAGCUGCGAGUUAAAAUCAAUGGGACGCGUGUCAUGCUGCCCUACGCGGACCACAGCGGCAACAGCAAUGGACAUGGUCAUAAUGUGAGUAUUGAGCGUCUGGCGGAGGGCGGCAUCAUGCUGAGGACGGAGCUGGGGCUGAGCAUCGAGUGGGAUGGCAACAACUUUCUGCAGGUGUCGGUGCCGGCGCAAUACAAGGGUCAUUUGUGCGGACUGUGCGGCAAUUACAAUGGCAGCGGACGGGAUGAUCUGACGGGCAGGGAUGGCCGGGCGCAUGGCGACAACGAGGUGUGGCACUUUGCCAACUCGUGGAAGGUGGGCGGACCCAAGUCGUGCUCGCGAGUGAGGGAGAAUGUUGUGGCGCCGCCGACAUGCAACAAGCGUAAGCCCAACUUCUACUGCCGGCCUCUGCGCGUCUCGGAAGUAUUUGGAAACUGUGAUAGUAGACUUAAUCCCAAUAACUACAUCGCCUCCUGCCGCAUGGACGUCUGCGAGUGCCCCACGGGCAGCUGUCACUGCGACAGCUUUGCGGCGUAUGCCCACGAGUGCCGUCGCCUCGGCGUUCAGCUGCCCGAUUGGCGUGCCGCCACCAAUUGCCCAACAACCAGCUGGCGUCGCAAUGCCACCGAGCUCAGCUAUGUGGGCAACAGUUUGUACGGGGAUCCUAGUUUUCUCAAAGGAGGCGGUGGCGGCACAUCUAAGGCGCGACGCCGCAAGCAGCAUCACCAUCAGCUGCAAUUGCAGCGACGCCAGCAGAACGAGCUGCAGGAAAAUGAAUACAUCAAAAAACAUGUACCCAAUAAAUUUUUAAGGCCGCGUGCGCCGGAUCGCACGCCGCCGCCAAUACACUAAGCACUGAGCAUGGAUUUAA
Drosophila novamexicana is the source of this 2417-nucleotide messenger RNA. It is a transcript of the gene cv-2, whose product is annotated as BMP-binding endothelial regulator protein. NCBI's taxonomy places the organism in Eukaryota, Metazoa, Arthropoda, Insecta, Diptera, Drosophilidae. The transcript is spliced from 7 exons. Bases 80 to 2398 code for a protein of 772 amino acids. Gene Ontology annotation, molecular function: protein binding. The record is from RefSeq and is a predicted model, not a curated record.